This is a messenger RNA of Antechinus flavipes (yellow-footed antechinus), 1863 nucleotides long. It is a transcript of the gene DDX25, whose product is annotated as DEAD-box helicase 25. Gene Ontology annotation, molecular function: RNA helicase activity; ATP binding; RNA binding. The record is from RefSeq and is a predicted model, not a curated record. Gene Ontology annotation, cellular component: cytoplasmic stress granule; nucleus. The transcript has 13 exons. Bases 18 to 1529 code for a protein of 503 amino acids. Gene Ontology annotation, biological process: poly(A)+ mRNA export from nucleus. Lineage: Eukaryota; Metazoa; Chordata; Mammalia; Dasyuromorphia; Dasyuridae.
GGCAAGCGGCGGGAGCUAUGGCGUCGUUACUUUGGGGAGGCGACGCCAGCGCAGCGGAGAGCGAGCGACUCAGUAGCCACUUAUCAAAUCUCAUUCCCCGGAAGAGUCUUCGGGGUCUUAAGAGUACCACAGUCCCUGGACUAGCUCAGAACUCCCAAACUCAAGCAAUCCACCAGCCUCCUCUUCCCCAAGUAACAGGGAUUACAGGUGCUUCCAUUAAUAUUUCUGAAGAUGAUGAAGAAGAGGAUAUGGUGGAUUUGGCUGCCAACUCACUCUUGAACAAACUAAUCCGGCAGUCCUUAGUAGAGUCCACUCACCGUGUGGAAGUCUUACAGAAGGAUCCUAGCUCUCCCCUCUAUUCAGUAAAGACAUUUGAAGAGUUGCGACUAAAGGAAGAGUUACUGAAAGGAAUUUAUGCAAUGGGAUUCAACAGACCAUCAAAAAUCCAGGAGAUGGCUCUCCCCAUGAUGCUGGCACAUCCACCCCAGAACCUUAUAGCACAGAGCCAGUCUGGAACAGGCAAAACAGCUGCUUUUGUCUUGGCGAUGUUAAGCAGAGUUAAUGCCUCAGAGCUGUUUCCACAGUGUCUUUGCUUAGCUCCAACUUAUGAAUUGGCUCUGCAAACUGGACGUGUGGUUGAGCAGAUGGGAAAAUUUUGUAUUGAUGUGGAAGUGAUGUAUGCUGUUCGAGGAAACCGAGCUCCGAGAGGCACUGAUAUAACCAAACAAAUUAUAAUUGGCACCCCAGGGACUGUCCUAGAUUGGUGUUUUAAACGAAAAGUAAUAGACUUGGAUAAGAUUCGUGUAUUUGUCCUGGAUGAGGCAGACGUGAUGAUCGAUACCCAGGGAUUCUCAGACCAAAGCAUUCGAAUUCAGAGAGCUUUACAGCCCGAAUGCCAAAUGCUACUUUUCUCAGCAACUUUUGAGGAUUCCGUGUGGCAGUUUGCUGAGCGAAUCAUUCCUGAUCCUAAUGUGAUCAAGCUACGCAAAGAAGAGCUGACUCUGAACAACAUCAGACAAUAUUAUGUUCUAUGUGAUAAUAGGAAAGACAAAUAUCAAGCCCUGUGCAACAUCUAUGGAGGCAUCACCAUUGGUCAGGCCAUCAUCUUUUGCCAGACUCGUCGAAAUGCAAAGUGGUUAACUGUGGAGAUGAUGCAGGAUGGCCACCAAGUAUCUUUGUUAAGUGGAGAGCUGACAGUUGAUCAGCGGGCUUCAAUCAUCCAGAGGUUUCGUGAUGGGAAAGAGAAAGUCCUUAUAACCACCAAUGUCUGUGCUCGAGGCAUUGAUGUGAAACAAGUCACAAUUGUUGUGAAUUUUGAUCUUCCUUUAAACCAAACUGGUGAACCAGACUAUGAAACCUACCUCCAUCGAAUAGGACGAACAGGCCGCUUUGGGAAAAAGGGCAUUGCCUUCAACAUGAUUGAAGUGAAUAAGUUGCCCUUACUUUUUAAAAUUCAGGAUCACUUCAACAGCAAGAUUAAGCAACUGGAUCCAGAUGACAUGGAUGAAAUUGAAAAGAUUGAAUAUUAAAGUGAAGAUUUAACAGGGGGUUUACAAAACACAUAUGCGUUUAUGUGUACAUAAACAGGUUCCAGAAAGCUACAAUUGUAAUUUGAUUGUUGAGGCUUCUUCAGAAGGAAAACUCAUGUUUGUCAUGCAGCAAAAUAAAGUUCCGAUGGUCUUAAGUUUUAGUCCCUAACUCUUCUUCAAAACAGUUAAAUAUGACAGCAUUGGCCAAAGACUGAAGAGCACUUUCUGACCUGGAUUUGUCUUCAUCUUUUUACUAGUAAAUAUAUUUUUUGGGGGGAGGGCUUCCACAUAUUCCACAGUGCACUGAUGAAUCUAAAUAAAUAAAUCCCUUGAA